CUCACUGUGUGACUAUAGCAGCUCAAUGUGAAGUCUAAAAACUCAGAUCAGCAUCCACCAUGUUAGGAGCAGAGGGAAAGAGGCACAGGCAGAGUGAUGCAGAGAGAGAAGAGGGAUACGAAGCUAGUUUGCAUGUGUGUGUGAGGGAGAGAGAGAGGACAUCAGCAGAUGGCAUCAGUGUCUGUGAGGCUGCAACAAGAAGAAGACGCUAGCAGGAGAAAGAGGGAGGAGAACGUGUUUGUCGAGAUACUUGGAGGCUUCAGGACGAUACCUUUUAAAAUUGAACAACAGAGCCAGGACAGCAUGCUGACUUUGCCAUUUGAUGAACAGUCCUCCAAUCAAACCAUCAGUUCAGUAAGGAUGAGUUGGACCUCUAACAAAUUAGUCAAAUUGAUUAAGCCAGAGAUUGACAGAGCCCCAGAGGAAAGCCUUGAUACCAGGAGGGAGGAUGAACUGAGGGAUGUUGAAGUGAAGGAGGAGGAAAGUGAAGCAGGAGAUCCAGCUUGGCUCAGAAGAAGGGCUUCUCAAAAGAAGAAACUGAGCCACUCUCGCCUGGACCGGGUUCGACUACGACGGAUUGAAGCAAAUGCGCGGGAAAGACACCGUAUGCAUGGACUUAACAAUGCAUUGGACAGCCUGAGAAAGGUGGUUCCCUGUUAUUCCAAGACACAAAAGCUGUCCAAAAUAGAAACCCUCCGCUUGGCCAAGAACUACAUCUGGCUUCUCAGUGAGAUCCUGAGCACUGGCAAAAGGCUGGACUUGCUCACAUUCGUUCAGACUCUGUGCAAAGGUCUCUCUCAGCCAACCACUAACCUUGUCGCUGGCUGUCUCCAGCUCAACACCUGCAGCCUCAUCUCACAACCCGACGAGGAGUCGUUGUCUCUGUACGCAGCCUAUGAUCACCAUCCUGGUCCCGAGGCUGGGGGCUCCACCACAGCGGGUAGCGGUAGGUCUCUGCGGCCCUUUGGCUCUUUCUGCAGCCCCUUUGAGUCUGUAAACGACAGUUCCUCUCCAGACAGUUCUGGUUCUCUGGAUAUGGGGACUCUCAGCCCACCCUUCAACUUCAGUGGGCUUUUCACCCUCAAACACGAGGAACCGGUCGACUACCGAAGUUGUCACAAUGGUCUCCGCUAUUGUCCCAUCAAUCAGGCCUCCAGCUCAGACCUUGGUCCCUAUGACAUCCAACUCCGGGGACAGUUUUACCAGGUGCAGGGGGAAUUAAACAAGCCUUUCCAUAAUUAAUAAACAGCAUAUAAAUGGAUGAGUUCUUAAGAAGUUCAGUAGUGCCAACAAUAACAGGGAAAAAGCUAGGGUUUGUUGGAGCGCAUGAUGAGAAAGCAGUAAGUCAUCUUCACCGAACUGUCUGCGGACGACAACCUGUAAUGUGACAGACACAGACGGACACACACACAAGGAAAACAUGCAGAGUCCCAUAAUAAUAAUAAUAAUAAUAAUAAUAAUAAUCUGUUAGCUACAUAAUGACUUUUUCUUCUUGUGGGCCAAAUCGCUGAAGGUUUUACCCAAAACACAUGAAUACUUUUAAAAUAUCAGGGCAUUUAUCCAGAACUUUGCUCCCUGAAACUACAUUUAAAUUGAAUGCACAGCCGUUUCCAUGGUGUUUUUGCUGCAGCUGUCAUGCUGGAUGAACAGAACAAAUGUGGUGUGAUAUUGUGAUCCUCUCUGUUUUGCUUUACGUAGUAAAUUAUUAUAAGGAUGUCAAAUGCAUUUUGUGUGUUUCUGUAACUCCACUUUGUUUGUUUUAGCAGCUGCUGGGUGAAUGUUCGAUGGUGAGCUGUUGUUCUGCAUUACAUCUUUACCACAUUUGUCACAGCUUUGUUUUCACUGACAUGAUGAAAAUAAUGUUCUGCUGAUAACAACAAGUCUCUGUUUCAUUAAUAAUGUUUGGAUUCAUUGUGUUACACAAUGAUGAAAGUGUCAGUGUUUCAGCAGCUUUCCAGAGCUGACCUCAGGCAGGUAUAUACUGUGUACAUGGACGUGUAUGCUAUGUUGAACUAUGUGUACUAUUUACUAUCAUUUAAAGUCUUAUUAUGUUCCUUGUGAUUGAUGUUGUGAUUUGGCACUGUGUUAAAUGUAAUUAAUUUGGCCCAAAUAAAUGUAAGAACAAUA
Haplochromis burtoni (Burton's mouthbrooder) is the source of this 2127-nucleotide messenger RNA. Its product is annotated as neurogenic differentiation factor 6-A. NCBI's taxonomy places the organism in Eukaryota, Metazoa, Chordata, Actinopteri, Cichliformes, Cichlidae. The record is from RefSeq and is a predicted model, not a curated record. The transcript is spliced from 2 exons. The coding region runs from base 169 to 1242 and encodes 357 amino acids. Gene Ontology annotation, molecular function: protein dimerization activity.